Molecule: messenger RNA, 768 nt
Organism: Ostertagia ostertagi
Lineage: Eukaryota; Metazoa; Nematoda; Chromadorea; Rhabditida; Trichostrongylidae
Source: the annotation of a GenBank genome assembly
AAGGAUUCGAGGUCGAAGAGUAAGGAGAAUGCAGGCAAAGGUUCAAAAUCAAAGAGCAAGGAUAGCGUACUAGAGGUGACAGGAAAAGAAACUGCAAAAGGAAAAGAUGCAGGGCGACGAAAACGAAGAAGGAGACGCAAUAUUGAGAUUUCCGCAACUGUGGCCGAGAAUUCUGAUCUUUCCGAUGACUCGUUCACGGAAUCAGAGGAUAUCGAGGUUUUGAUUCCAGAAGAACUUAGAGAAUACGCAGAAAAGAUUAUUAUUGGGAAGCUUUCACGUUUUGGAUUUGGACGAUCCCUCAGACUGAGCAAGUUAGGCUUCUAUUGUGUUGCGAUGGCCUAUGUAGCAAGUGUUCCCAAUUUCAUGAUGUUCAAUUAUGCCGUCCGCAGACUGGGAUUUUCUUUCAUCUUUCCGUUCAUUUGCUGUAUGAUUUUUAUCGGAUUCCCAAUAACCUACCUAGAGUUAACUUUGGGACAAUACACUCAAGGAACUGCGCUCACAAUAUUUGAUCGUAUCGCACCGAUCAGUUUCGGUGUUGGUGUGUCGGCCACUAUACUACUUAUGGUGAGCACAAUAAUUGACAACGACAUAAUGGCACGCAUGUUCCUGACUUUCUCAAAUUCGCUGGACAUAUUCGGCACUGAACCAGAUUGGUACGAUUGCGCCGGAACUAAUGUCAGAGAAAAUUGCAAUUCGAUCCAUAGGAACUGUAUCGGCAUUAAGACUCCCACAGCAUGGGCAACGUAUUCGAAUGAUCGCUUUUCUUUA